Messenger RNA from Callorhinchus milii (elephant shark), 6284 nucleotides. Its product is annotated as clathrin heavy chain 1. Gene Ontology annotation, molecular function: clathrin light chain binding; structural molecule activity. Gene Ontology annotation, cellular component: extracellular exosome; spindle; clathrin complex. Bases 319 to 5376 code for a protein of 1685 amino acids. The transcript has 35 exons. Gene Ontology annotation, biological process: mitotic cell cycle; intracellular protein transport; receptor-mediated endocytosis. The record is from RefSeq and is a predicted model, not a curated record. Lineage: Eukaryota; Metazoa; Chordata; Chondrichthyes; Chimaeriformes; Callorhinchidae.
GUAGUAUCAGUGCGCUGCCGCCGCCGCCGUCGCGGCUGUUUCCGGUUUUCCGCCAUUGCGGGGCUUCGCUGCGGCUGUUUUUUUUGUGGGGGGGUCGGUUUAUAAGGAGACGGAGCGCAAAGCGAAGGCAGCGCCGCUGAGGUGGGGGGAAAAAGAGAUCUUCUUCAUCUUCUUCUCCUCCUGACGGAGCCGCUUGAUCUCUGACGCCGACCGACCGGCCGACUGACUGACAGAGCGGAGGGGGAGCGAGAGAGCGACAGGGCCGGUUCCUUUCCUUUCCUGCUUGUCCUCGGCCUCCACACACAUAACGCCGUCGCCAUGGCUCAGAUUCUACCCAUCCGCUUCCAGGAGCACCUGCAGCUCCAGAACCUGGGCAUUAACCCUGCUAACAUUGGGUUCAGCACCCUCACCAUGGAAUCCGACAAGUUUAUCUGCAUCCGGGAAAAGGUUGGCGAGCAAGCCCAGGUGGUCAUUAUUGACAUGAAUGAUCCGAGUAAUCCCAUUCGCCGUCCAAUAAGUGCUGAUAGUGCCAUUAUGAACCCAGCCAGCAAAGUCAUUGCAUUAAAAGAUGCUGGGAAGACGUUGCAGAUAUUUAAUAUUGAAAUGAAAAGCAAGAUGAAGGCUCAUACUAUGGUGGAUGAUGUGACUUUCUGGAAGUGGAUCUCGCUGAACACCAUUGCCCUUGUAACGGACACUGCAGUCUAUCACUGGAGCAUGGAAGGAGAGUCUCAGCCAAUCAAGGUCUUUGACAGACACUCCAGUCUGGCAGGCUGCCAAAUCAUCAAUUAUCGCACCGACGCUAAGCAAAAGUGGCUGCUGCUGAUUGGCAUAUCUGCACAGCAAAAUCGUGUUGUGGGUGCAAUGCAGCUCUAUUCUUUAGACCGAAAGGUGUCCCAGCCUAUCGAGGGGCAUGCAGCAGCUUUUGCACAAUUCAAGAUGGAGGGCAAUGCAGAGGAGUCCACUUUAUUCUGCUUUGCUGUGAGAGGACAGGCUGGAGGCAAGCUUCACAUCAUUGAAGUAGGAACUCCUCCUACAGGAAACCAACCGUUUGCUAAAAAAGCAGUGGAUGUCUUUUUUCCACCUGAAGCACAGAAUGACUUUCCUGUCGCAAUGCAGAUCAGUACAAAGCAUGAUGUUGUUUUCCUGAUCACAAAAUACGGCUACAUCCACCUGUAUGAUCUGGAAACUGGUACCUGUAUCUACAUGAACCGAAUCAGUGGUGAGACCAUCUUUGUCACAGCCGGACAUGAUGCUACUUCUGGAAUCAUUGGUGUGAACAGGAAGGGUCAGGUGUUGUCUGUUUGCGUGGAGGAGGAAAACAUUAUCCCUUACAUCACCAACGUGCUGCAAAACCCAGACCUUGCUCUACGCAUGGCUGUGCGAAAUAACCUGGCUGGGGCAGAGGAACUCUUUGCUCGCAAGUUUAAUGCUCUCUUUGCACAGGGCAACUAUUCUGAGGCAGCAAAAGUAGCUGCAAAUGCACCGAAGGGUAUCUUGCGCACUCCGGACACAAUCCGACGAUUCCAGAGUCUACCAGCUCAGCCAGGACAAACCUCGCCACUGCUUCAGUACUUUGGGAUCCUGCUUGACCAAGGGCAGCUGAACAAGUUUGAGUCGCUGGAGCUGUGCAGGCCGGUGCUUCAGCAGGGUCGCAAGCAGUUGCUUGAGAAAUGGCUGAAGGAGGACAAGUUGGAGUGUUCUGAGGAGCUGGGAGAUCUGGUAAAAUCGGUGGACCCCACACUGGCACUUAGUGUCUACCUGAGGGCUAAUGUGCCAAAUAAGGUGAUUCAGUGUUUUGCUGAGACUGGCCAGUUUCAGAAGAUUGUCCUCUAUGCUAAGAAGGUUGGCUACUCUCCUGACUGGAUCUUUUUGCUGAGGAAUGUAAUGAGGGUUGGACCUGACCAAGGAUUACAGUUUGCUCAGAUGUUGGUGCAAGAUGAAGAGCCUCUUGCUGACAUCACUCAGAUUGUUGAUGUCUUUAUGGAAUACAACCUGAUUCAGCAGUGCACCUCCUUCUUGCUCGAUGCCCUCAAGAAUAACCGUCCAUCAGAAGGUCCUCUGCAGACUCGCCUUCUGGAGAUGAACCUUAUGCAUGCUCCUCAGGUUGCAGAUGCUAUUCUUGGCAACCAGAUGUUCACUCAUUAUGACCGUGCACAUAUUGCUCAACUUUGUGAGAAGGCUGGAUUGCUGCAGAGAGCACUGGAACAUUACACUGACCUCUAUGACAUUAAAAGGGCUGUUGUACAUACCCAUCUUCUUAAUCCUGAGUGGUUGGUGAAUUACUUUGGUUCCCUAUCUGUUGAGGAUUCUGUUGAAUGUCUGCGUGCUAUGCUGUCUGCAAACAUCCGUCAAAAUCUGCAGAUCUGUGUGCAAGUUGCCUCCAAAUACCAUGAGCAGCUUGGCACACAGCACCUGAUUGAACUGUUUGAGUCCUUCAAGAGCUUUGAAGGCCUCUUCUACUUCUUGGGUUCCAUUGUAAACUUCAGUCAGGAUCCAGAGGUCCACUUCAAAUACAUCCAGGCAGCUUGCAAAACUGGGCAGAUCAAGGAGGUGGAAAGGAUUUGCCGAGAGAGCAAUUGCUAUGACCCAGAGCGUGUGAAGAACUUUCUGAAGGAGGCUAAACUGACUGACCAACUGCCUCUGAUCAUAGUCUGCGACCGCUUUGACUUUGUGCAUGACCUGGUGCUGUAUCUCUACCGCAACAACCUACAGAAGUACAUCGAGAUCUACGUUCAGAAGGUGAAUCCCAGUCGCUUGCCUGUCGUGGUUGGUGGGCUCCUUGAUGUGGAUUGUUCAGAGGAUGUCAUUAAGAACCUGAUCCUUGUUGUGCGAGGACAGUUCUCUACUGACGAGCUGGUUGCUGAGGUGGAAAAAAGAAAUAGGCUGAAGCUGUUGUUGCCGUGGCUGGAGACUCGGAUUCACGAAGGCUGUGAGGAACCCGCUACUCACAAUGCACUCGCCAAAAUCUACAUCGACAGUAAUAACAAUCCUGAGCGCUUCCUCCGUGAGAACCCGUUUUAUGACAGUCGUGUGGUUGGUAAAUACUGUGAGAAGAGAGACCCUCAUCUGGCGUGUGUGGCCUAUGAACGUGGCCAGUGUGAUCUGGAGCUCAUCAAUGUGUGCAAUGAAAACUCUCUGUUCAAAAGUCUCUCUCGUUACUUAGUCCGGCGCAAAGACCCUGAACUCUGGGCCAGUGUUUUGCAAGAGAGUAACCCUUACAGGAGGCCCCUCAUUGACCAGGUUGUUCAGACUGCUUUGUCAGAAACUCAAGAUCCUGAAGAGGUCUCGGUUACUGUAAAGGCCUUUAUGACUGCUGAUCUUCCAAAUGAAUUAAUUGAACUAUUGGAAAAAAUUGUACUGGACAAUUCUGUCUUCAGUGAGCACAGGAAUCUGCAAAACUUGCUGAUUCUCACUGCAAUCAAGGCUGAUCGUACCCGUGUGAUGGAGUAUAUCAAUCGACUGGACAACUACGAUGCCCCUGACAUUGCAAACAUUGCUAUUAGCAACGAAUUGUUUGAGGAGGCAUUUGCAAUCUUCAGGAAAUUUGACGUGAACACUUCUGCAGUGCAGGUACUGAUUGAACACAUUGGGAAUCUGGAUCGUGCGUAUGAAUUUGCUGAGCGGUGCAAUGAGCCAGCUGUGUGGAGCCAACUCGCUAAAGCCCAGCUCCAAAAAGAGAUGGUAAAGGAGGCUAUUGACUCUUAUAUCAAGGCAGAUGACCCUUCUUCAUACAUGGAGGUUGUAGAAGCAGCUAACAAAAGCGGUAACUGGGAGGAUCUUGUUAAGUAUCUGCAGAUGGCCAGGAAGAAAGCACGUGAAUCCUAUGUGGAGACUGAACUCAUUUUUGCCCUGGCAAAAACCAAUCGUUUAGCAGAGUUGGAGGAAUUCAUCAAUGGCCCCAACAAUGCUCACAUCCAGCAAGUUGGUGAUCGCUGCUAUGAUGAACAAAUGUAUGAAGCGGCUAAACUGCUGUAUAACAAUGUUUCCAACUUUGGUCGUUUGGCAUCCACACUGGUUCACCUGGGAGAAUACCAGGCUGCAGUGGAUGGUGCACGCAAAGCAAAUAGCACCCGGACUUGGAAAGAGGUGUGCUUUGCUUGUGUUGAAGGAAAGGAAUUUCGUCUGGCGCAGAUGUGUGGCCUUCAUAUUGUAGUACACGCUGAUGAACUGGAGGAAUUAAUUAACUAUUACCAGGACCGUGGCUACUUUGAGGAGCUCAUCACCAUGUUGGAAGCAGCAUUGGGUCUGGAGCGUGCUCACAUGGGGAUGUUCACUGAACUGGCUAUUCUGUAUUCAAAGUACAAACCACAGAAGAUGAGAGAGCACUUGGAACUCUUCUGGUCCAGAGUCAACAUUCCUAAGGUGCUGAGAGCUGCUGAGCAAGCCCACCUCUGGGCAGAAUUGGUCUUCCUCUAUGACAAAUAUGAAGAAUAUGACAAUGCUGUCAUUACUAUGAUGAACCACCCAACAGAUGCAUGGAAGGAGGGACAGUUCAAAGAUAUUAUCACCAAGGUUGCUAAUGUGGAGCUGUACUACAAAGCCACACAAUUCUACUUGGAAUUUAAGCCUCUGUUGCUGAAUGACUUGCUCAUGGUGCUGUCCCCUCGAUUGGACCAUACUCGUGCUGUUAACUACUUCAGCAAGGUUAAACAGUUGUCUUUGGUUAAACCAUAUCUACGUUCAGUACAAAGCAACAACAAUAAGAGUGUGAAUGAGGCACUGAACAAUCUCUUCAUCCAGGAGGAAGAUUAUCAGGCCCUUCGUACUUCCAUAGAUGCGUACGAUAACUUUGACAACAUCUCCCUGGCACAGCGACUGGAGAAACACGAAUUGAUUGAGUUCCGACGAAUUGGUGCAUAUCUGUUUAAGGGCAACAACCGCUGGAAACAGAGUGUGGAACUGUGCAAGAAGGAUCGGCUGUACAAAGAUGCUAUGCAGUAUGCAUCUGAGUCAAAGGAUACUGAGCUAGCGGAGGAGCUACUGCAGUGGUUCCUGGAGGAUGGGAAGAAUGAGUGCUUUGCUUCAUGUCUCUUCACUUGUUAUGACCUGUUAAGGCCAGAUGUGGUGCUUGAGCUCUCUUGGAGACACAGCAUCAUGGAUUUUUCCAUGCCGUACUUCAUCCAGGUGAUGAGGGAGUAUCUGAGCAAGGUUGAUGAAAUAAAGAAAAAGGUGGAUAAAUUGGAUGCAUCUGAAUCUCUGAGGAAAGAGGAGGAGCAGGCUACUGAGACGACACCUAUCGUUUAUGGUCAGUCACAGCUCAUGUUGACGGCUGGACCCAGUGUUAGCGUCCCUCCACAGGCUGCUUACGGCUAUGGUUACGGUGGACAUGGAGCACAAACAUAUGCUCCACCGGGAACAUACGGGUAUACCAUGUAAUGUACUAGUUUGAGUUGCCCGCCUGCUCAGCAUCUGCCAGCCCUGCCGGUUUCCUUCAACACCUUGCAACAGGGAAGAGAAAACAAAGUUCUUUGUAUUCAAUUGUACGUCAUGAAGGACUUCAGUCUUGUUUUUUUUUCGAGUUAUAAACGUUUGGAUCACAGCUGUCUAAUUCAUCUUUCACAUUCCACAUUAAUUAGAUUGUGAUUUUUUUUUUAAAAAAGGGGAAUGGUUGUCAUGUUUAAAAGCUCACAGUGCAAACUUAACGUCCUGCAAAAGUCUGUAAAGAAUUUAAUUUGCACUCUGUAGUGACCAGACUCCAGUGUAGUAUCUCAAAAACUGUCUGUAAGCAGCUUGUGGGCUGUCUAAAUGCAGUAAAUCGCAUUCAUAUAAAGCUAUGAUAUUAGCAGAAUUUAAGUACAGGAGUACCAUUAAUUACUUGUAAGAUGUUAAGCAAAAAACACUAAUCACAGUGCACCCAACAACAUGAUCUAAACGUUGGAAAUUUAUAGCGUGUUCUGUAAAGUUUCAUUUUGAAGACGUACAAAAAAAGUUCAGGCAACUGAUAACCAAGUUUAAACUCUUCCCAAUCUAUGCAGGCUCUGUUUAAUCUAUAUGGAGAUUUUUAAGUUUCUACUAUUCCAUUUGCUCACUCCUUUGCGGUUACGGAUGACCUCUGUCAUGCUAUAUCAGUGCUGAUAAUACGGGACCAUUGUUUUGACAAACUCCCUAAACCGAAAUCUGAUGUGUGUAUGUGUGUAUAUCCAACCCUGUGCUAAGGUCUCGCGUAUGCUGGAUAUUGUGGUGUGUUAGGUCACUGUCUUUGAGUGUACAGAUUAAAAACUGUCCCAUCUGUUUUGUGCAAUUUGAAAUGAUAUUCAAAUUGGAAAUAAAAUUACAGGACUGUG